Messenger RNA from Diospyros lotus (date-plum), 999 nucleotides. RefSeq lists its product as uncharacterized. The transcript is spliced from 3 exons. Lineage: Eukaryota; Viridiplantae; Streptophyta; Magnoliopsida; Ericales; Ebenaceae. The record is from RefSeq and is a predicted model, not a curated record. Bases 1 to 999 code for a protein of 332 amino acids.
AUGAGGCUCCAAAAUGUUGAAUCUAAUGAAGACUUAAUCAACUUAAAGUCUUUUUUUGAAUGGAUAGCAAGCAUAGGGGAUGGAACAAUUGGCGGUCCGAAUGAUGAUAAUGCGGUUAUUGAUAUACCGGAUGACCUGUUGUUGAAUGCAUUAGAUGAUCCUGUCGCCUCAAUCGUGAACAACACGUAUCCAAACUUUACUUCUAAUGUCAAUGAAACUGAAUAUCUUCAAGGCAGAGCUAUACUAGCACCGACUCUUGAUGUUGUGGAGACUGUCAAUGAGUACAUGAUUUCACUUAACGCAACUGAGGCAAAUACAUACUUAAGUUCAGACACAACUUGCAGAUCAGAUUGUAAUGUUGAUCUUUUACAAGAUCUUCACACGCUUGAAUUUUUAAAUGCAAUUAGGUGUUCUGGCGUGACGAACCAUGAAUUGAAGCUAAAGGUUGGCACUCCGGUUAUGCUAUUGAGAAACAUAGAUCAUUCCGUGGGGUUAUGCAAUGGCACUAGGUUGGUUAUCACAAGAAUUGGAAACCAUGUUCUUGAGCCAAAAAUUAUGACAGGCAGCAAUGCUGGACAUAAGGUUCUUAUUCCAAGGAUGACAUUUACCCCAUCUGACCCUAGGCUGCCCUUCAGACUACGAAGGAGGCAAUUCCCUCUUAUUGUGUCAUACGCAAUGACAAUCAACAAAAGUCAAGGAAUUGAUAAAAUAAAGUACGACAUCACCAUUCAUUUUGUAACAGAACACUCAAGCGAACUUCCAGCUACCAAGUUCCCGAUCAAGGACGACUACGGUGUCAGUGGUGGUAAUCAAGAUUCAGGUGCCGUUCCAUUUACAUCCGCACAUAGUCCACUACAAAAUGAUGAUUUUGGUACAUAUGGUAUGGACAGUUUGUCAGAUGAUGCUCCAGACACGAAUGAUGAUUGUGAUAAUGAAACUGAUGAUAAUAGUGACGAUAGCGAUGGUGAUAAUAGUGAUAGUGGUGGUGGUGAAAGAUGA